UAACGAGGAGCCACUAUCGCACCAGGGCUGCGCUAGACUGCCUUACAUGGGCAACUCUCUGGACCGACCGCGCUGCCGGUUGGAAUGCCGACCUCUGACGUCACUGCCUGUUACUCUCCCAGAUUUGGGGAAAAAAAAGAAGAAGUUUCACUUUAAGUCGGAUUAGAAACUCCCGAGAUUCUUAGAAAGCAAGUCUGCUGAUCGUCUGGUAACUCACCGCUGCCUGUCAUACAAAAGUCUGCACCAUGUGGAGUGGCCAGAAUGAUGGAGACCAGCAUGGUCACGUGACUGCCAGAAUGGAGACCAGUUUUCCCAUGGGCACUGCUAGCAUCUCCGUGUCACAGCAGCAGAUCCCUAAGAAGUUUGCCCCUGUGGUGGCCCCCAAACCCAAGUUCAACCCCUACAAACAGCCAGGGGAUCCCAUUCAUGAGGGCACAGGUGACUACCCUCCCCCGCCCCCACCCAUGAUGGACGCCGGUACCCUGCCAUGUGCCAUAUCCUCACCCCUGCCUCCACCAGUGGACGACUUUGGCUUUCAGAUUAAAGGGCCAGCCAAGACCCUGGAGGAGAGACGUUCCAGUCUCGACGCUGAGAUCGACUCUUUGACCAGUAUCCUGGCAGACCUGGAGAGCAGUUCCCCAUACAAGACCCGUGCACCGCAGAACGCUCCUGGGGCUCCGGCGGCCAGCCCCGGCGCUCCGGUCACAGGCUACAAGCGCAUGGUCAUUCCCACCCAGCCACCCCUGACAGCCACCAAAAAAUCCACCCCCAAGCCACAGGCCUCUCCUGCCUCCUCCCCUGUGGCGGCCCCGGUGGCGGCCCCGGUGGCGGCCCCUGUGCCGCGGGUGCAGCAGCCUGCCUCCCAGCCUGUCCCCGCCUCCUACACCACGGCCUCCACCCCCAGCCAGGCCACCUUCAACGUGCAGGUGAGAGCGGCCCAGCCUGGCCCCCAGCAGCACCCCACCCCUGUGCAGUAUGCUCCCACCCAGCCCAGAGGCCCCGACUUCGCCUAUGGGCCUCCGCAGCCGGGCUUCUCCCCGGCCCACGUCGGGGGGCAUCACGAGCCGCACUACGGAGGAGGAGCGCCGGCCUACGGGGGCGGGAACGCCUGGAGGGCAGAGCCGAGCCACCACACGGCCCCGCCGCAUAAUCAGACCUACCAGCCCCCGGCCCUGAAGAAGACCCCCAUUACUGAUCCGCCGGCCAGCCUGGCACCCUACGGAGUGGGACCCGCCGGCUCUCACAAGGGGCCGGGCCAGCCCACAGCUCGCCCCGACGAGGAACUGGACAGGCUGACCAGGAAGAUGCUCUACGAUAUGAACAACCCCCCAUCGGAGGAGUACUUCGGAGCAGUUCAGCUUGCCGUCGAAGGUGGAGUGCCUCGAUUCCGAGGAAGAAGGAGCACCCAGGGAGCAACUCGGAACAUGAGACACACAUACACAUGCCCUUGGUUCCCGUUUCCCGAUUGGGCCAGGGUGUUGGAAUCCUUAGAAUCAGCUGGACAGCCAGACCUGCGAGGUUCUGCUUCCCUGCCAUACUGGGCCAGGACACGAGGGACCGAGCGAUGUAAAUGGAUCAGAAGACGUUUAGGGGGAGUCCCAUGUGUCCCAAACAGAAGUCGGCAUGUCCAGAAAGGAAGGAAUCGUGCUCGUGUAAUAAUCAGUGUUCUGAGCAUUGUCCCAGAAACGCGAUCGAACAUGUUUACAUAUUACGCGCUUACCCUCAGCUGCUUUGUUUUCAUUUCGAGGUGUGACUUUCUGAAUACGCAGAGAGCUUCCACCCCACCAUCCACCCCACCAUCUUUUAAUGCACCUGCCAGCGAGGUGGUCCCUGGGAAAAUAUUUUCUCUGACGCCCUGAAGGUGGACCCCGUGGAGGACACAUGCUGAUCUGUCUUUGUGACCCUACACCUGCCUAUGUACCCUCCUCCCCUUGAAUGGCCUCAUACAAAAAUCAGAAGAAGAAAAACAUUUUAAAAUGUAUUAAACAUUAUUUAAAAAAAAAACAAAACGCUUGAUGCCGUGCGUUCAGAUCACUGUUCUGUACAUACAUGUAUUAAUGCACUGGAGUGUCGAAUAUUAGGCGAGUAUAUUAGGCGACCUCCAGCUAGCAGAGGCACCUGUUCCUUAGUACCGUAAUGGUGCCUAUGGCCUGGGGAGCAGGAACCAUUCUGACUGUACAAGUCCAUCAGCCCUCAGUGUGACGUUGGACCAGCGAGUGUAUGAGCUGACGCUGGUGAGCUGCUGGACCCAGUCAGUCUCCGGAUCUGUCUGGAUAGGUGCUGCUCAUUACCACAGCCAUAGUUCGAUCAAGUAUUAUCCAGAGAUUUCCAGAAGGGAGUUUGUGUAUGUAAAGGAUUACACAAAACGUGCUCGCACUCUAAAUUAAGUUGCAAAGGUAAUGAGAAGUAGUAGUUAAAGUGAGUAUUGAGGAUUCCAACAGCCUGUGCGCUCACAACUCAUUUUGUCUUGAUAUGAAGCUCUGUGACGGGUUCCCGGGGCACAGAUAUGUCGAAGACUGAAGGGAAAUCUGAUUUUCCAAUAAAGAAUUCUCCUUGACGUUGUAAUCUAGCGCAGGAAUAAAGGUGCUCGCGGAGUUGCAGGCGUGAUUUAUUGUUCCUGCUUCUGCGAUGGCAGUUGUUCUGGGUUCCCGUUAAGACAGUUUUGUUUGGUUGCCGCGGUAAUCGGAGACGGAGAGGAUGCUCGCUGCAAGGCUGAGUGAGCUGCGCUGUUAGUCUGCCACCAGCCCAAUUUUGCUUUCCGUCAGUCAUUUGAUAGAAAGCUGAAAGCGUGGAUGAUCACCUCAGGUUAUUUCAUCUGGCGUUGUUCAAUUACACUUGCAGAUUAGCGCACAUAGUAGUUUGAAUUGUUCAGUAGAACAAAAUACAAGCAAGAUCUGGUACAUCAGCAUAAAAAUGUGGAUGUUUGUAUGUGUGUUAUUGAAUUAUUUAACACUGUGCUUGUAAGGACAGUCCCCUCUGAGGGAGAACUGUGACCGUUGGUACUUUGUUCCUAUUUCGAUGAAUACAGAUUGUGUUAC
Electrophorus electricus (electric eel) is the source of this 3038-nucleotide messenger RNA. It is a transcript of the gene lpp, whose product is annotated as LIM domain containing preferred translocation partner in lipoma. Gene Ontology annotation, biological process: cell-cell adhesion. Lineage: Eukaryota; Metazoa; Chordata; Actinopteri; Gymnotiformes; Gymnotidae. Gene Ontology annotation, cellular component: stress fiber; focal adhesion. The record is from RefSeq and is a predicted model, not a curated record.